Molecule: messenger RNA, 1395 nt
Organism: Zonotrichia leucophrys gambelii
Lineage: Eukaryota; Metazoa; Chordata; Aves; Passeriformes; Passerellidae
Gene: S100A10
Product: S100 calcium binding protein A10
Exons: 3
Coding region: 293-586 (97 amino acids)
Cellular component (GO): cytoplasm
Molecular function (GO): calcium ion binding; calcium-dependent protein binding
Source: RefSeq, a predicted model, not a curated record
GUAUCCAGGGGGGUCCCGGUAGUGUCCCCGCAGUCCCGGUUGUGUCCCGGGUGUGUCCCCGCCAUCCCGGCUGGCGCUGGUGGCGCUCGGGGGCCCCAGCCCGGGGCGGGGCGCGGUGCCCGGGCGGUGUCCGGGCGGUCCCGGUGAGUCACGGUGCCCCCCCCGAGCCCCCCCCCAGUCCGGCCCGCCCCCGCCGUGCCUAUCCCGGGCCGGACCGCGCCCCGGCACUGCCCGCACCGCCACCGCCACCGGCACCGAGCACCGAGCCCCGCACGCACGCCCCAGGGUCAGGAUGCCGUCGCAGCUGGAGCACGCCAUGGAGACGCUGAUGUUCACCUUCCACAAGUACGCGGGGGACAAGGAGCACCUGGCCAAGGAGGACCUCAGGGCGCUCAUGGACAAGGAGUUCCCGGGGUUCCUCGAGAACCAGCGCGACCCCAACGCCCUGGACCGCAUCCUGCGGGACGUCGAGCAGAGCCGCGACGGCCGCGUCGGCUUCCAGGGCUUCUUCUCGCUGGUGGCCGGGCUCACCAUCGCCUGCAACGACUACUUCGUGCAGCACAUGAAGCAGCGCAGCCACCGCUGAGACCCCCACCCAUGGGUGCCCCCCACCCACCCGGGGGCGUCACCCCAAACCCGCCUUGGAUCCUCCCUUAACCCUAAAUGUGUGCCUUGAUCCUUCCUUGGGGUUUUGAACCCUUCCUGAUGGGCUGAGACCCCCCCAAAGGGGUGAUGAACCUCCCCCACCACCCAUGGGUGCCCCCCACCCAUCUCGUGUGUCACCCCAAACCCGCCUUGGAUCCUCCCUUAACCCUAAAUGUGUGCCUUGAUCCUUCCUUGGGGUUUUGAACCUUUCCCAUGAAGGUCCUGACUCUCCCCCAAAGGUCCUGAGCCCACCCAGGGGUCCUGAACCCCUCGGAGGAUUGAGACCCCCCCACCCAUGGGUGCCCCCCACCCACCCGGGGGUGUCACCCCAAACCUGCCUUGGAUCAUCCCUUGACCCUAAAUGUGUGCCCUGAUCCCCCUUUGGGGUUCUGAUCUCUCCCCACAAAGGUCCUGAGCCCACCUGGGGGUCCUGACCCCCCCCCCAUUGCAAGCUGAGACCCCCCCCUGGGGGGAUUGGGGUGCCCCUCACCCAUGGGUGCCCCCCACCCAUCUUAGGGUGUCACCCCAAACCCCACCUUGGAUCAUCCCUUAACCCUAAAUGUGUGCCUUGAUUCCCCUUUGGGGUCCUGGCCCUGAUUUGGGGCCCUGACCCCCACCAUGGGUGCCCCCAUCCCCACCCAUGGGUGCCCCCAGCUCUGGUGGGACCCUUCAUUGUCCCCCCCCUCCCCCCAUGGGUGCCCCCCACCCUGGGGUGCUGCCCUGACCCCCCAAUAAAGGGUUUUGUAUGAA